AUGAUAGCAUUAGUCUAAUUUAUUGUCAUAUUUAUUGGUAUUUUAUUCUCGAAGCAUUACUUCAAUAAGAUUAUUGAGAAAUCUAAGGAAGAAUUAGAGGAAAAAAAGCAAGAAAAGCUAAAACUGCAACAAGAAUACGAACUUAGAUUAAAAUAAAAGAGAGCAGCAGAUAAAACACCUUAUGAAUUAAAACUUGAAGAAAUAGAAAAACAAGAAACAGAAAUAUAAAAUCUUUAAAAAGAAUCUGAACAAUAUAACAGCACAGAUAGUUAUGUUAAAUUUUCUAAAAUUUAAAGAUAAAUUUUGAAAAUUAAGUAAUAAUUAGAAAAAGAAAAGCAAUUAUUAGAAGAACUAAAAAUUUUGAAUGAUAGUGUUUGCAACACAAAUAAAGAAAAAGAAUGCUCUUAGGAGGAGAUUCAGUUGAAAUAAAAGUAAGAAGAAUUAACUAAAAAAAUAGAAUAAUUAGUCUCAUGCGAAUCUAAUACUAAAUAAAAAGAAAGAGUUAUUAAUGGUGCUAUGCCUUUAUUUUUUAUCUUUAUCUUUUAUAAUUUUCCUAUUGUUCUUAAUUUUGAUAUUUCCAAAACACUUUGGCCUCUUAGUAUUAUAAUAUCAGAUAUUGAAGGAAAUAAUAGUUUUUUUAGCAAAACAAUUUGGGUAUUUAUCUGCUUUAGAGUUGUUUCUAUAGUCAUAGAAUUUUAUUCUAAAAAAUAAAUUGUUAAUCAAAAUGAUAAAAAACAGAAUUGA
Messenger RNA from Tetrahymena thermophila SB210, 744 nucleotides. RefSeq names its product transmembrane protein, putative. The transcript has a single exon. The record is from RefSeq and is a predicted model, not a curated record. NCBI's taxonomy places the organism in Eukaryota, Ciliophora, Oligohymenophorea, Hymenostomatida, Tetrahymenidae.